CAGCCCCAGGUCCCACCGCCGGGCUCCGUGCCCACAGUAUGACCUGCUGAGGGCCUUGGCUGUGGCCCAGAGCCGUCUCGUGUUCGCCUCCCUCCUUCCUCCAGACACCUCCCCUCGCCGGAGCACGACGCCCCGGCCGCUGGACGCGUGCCGGAUGCAGCACGGCCCACGGAACCGAUGGACCAUGCUCUACAAGACACAUCAGUCGUAUUGUCACCGGCUGCAGCAUGACACCUAUUUUCUUACAAGCAACAGCCGACUGAAUGAGCAAGUGGUUGAUAAGAUUAUUCUUCAGCUUAACAGAGUCUACCCCCAGAUUCUUACCAAUGCAGAAGCAGAGAAGUUCAGGAAUCCAAGGGCGUCACUCCAUACCAGGCUUUCAGAUCUGAUAAAGCACCUUCAAAAGAAAGGAGAUAGACACUGUCAAGAGUUUUACAGGGCUCUACAGAUCAAUGCUGAACAGCUGUAUAAUGACCUGCCAAGCAGGAAAAUCUUGAAAACCACAGAUCCCACAGAGAUAGACACUGGCAAGGAGCAAUAUAUGCUAAAUGACAGGGGCCCGGUGUUCUUCCUGGCUGGCUUCAGCGUGGCGGCGGGGUUCGCUUUGUUCUGGUAUUACUGUCACUCAGAUACAAAAGUCAUAGGAAGAGCCAGGAGAAUCCUGGGCUUUUCUCCUAUUAUCAUAGGAAGACACGUUAGAAACAUUUGUAUGCUGUAUUUGGAAGACAUAUCAAGAAACUGAGGAGGAGCUGCCUCUUCACUUGUCUGUAGAGUGCACCUGCCAAGGGACGACAACGGUGCGUGGCUCUUAACGUGCGAUAUCUCCUACCAAAGAUUUCCUUAACGAGCUUCUUCACUAAUUGUGCUGCCUUAAGAUGUAUUCAGAGUUUCAGCUUUAUAUGUCCUUCCUUAUGGGAAUGGACCAUUUAUUUUUGUAAAUGCUUAUUUUAAAGUAUUUAUCAUUUGGUAAAACCCAUCUUUUUAAUACAAACUUGAAACCAAUGUCCAAAGCGGCCGUGAGUCUGAAGCCGUGUGUGUGUGUGUAUGUGUUUCAUCCUGGAGUGAAGGGGCACAGCUGUUUAAAGAAUGCUACUCUGUCUUUUGUGGUAAAUGAUUCAAGAAAAGCACUUAAACCCCUCCAUGUACCCAAAGCCUUACAAAGGGAGUGAUCCCUGUCUCAGGAUUGUCUGUCUUGUCGAGACCCUUUGUACUCGCUGCCACAGCUCUGGGAUGAAGUGCUUUAAACUGCCAAGAAGGUUUUUCAGGUUUCUUGAGCUUUUCCUUUUCUGGUGAAGUGUUUUGUAGUCUGUGUAUCUAAGAAGCUGAAGCGACCCAAGAUACUUCACAAGGACUUGAGUGCCGUGACAUGGGGCUUUACUUAUGGACAGGAGGACAUACAUUUCCUUGAAGAUCCUGAGGUUUUUCAUGAUGUGAUGUUUUUCUUCUGCAAGACCUGAAAGCUCACAGAAGCCCUUGUAAGACAAAAAUUCUUGAGGGAGGUGCAGGGAGUCAGGGCUGUGGCUCCUGCUCCCACCUUGCACAGCACAGGGGACUCUCCUUCCCCCGGGACGUAACCGUUUCUGGGGAUGGUUCCUCAGUUCCUUGCUCAAGAGCAUGAGGAGCCUGGGGAGACCGUGGCCCUCUGUGUGCUGAGCAACACACUUCGGAGCUCUUCACUGGCUGGAUGAAGAGAUUUCCAGGUCUGACCAAAUGUCACCUGUGAUAUGUUUGGCUGUUUGGAGUAGUUAUAGCUAUCAGACAGAAAAUGGUCUUCCGGCUUUAAACUGGUUUUGUGCUAUCAAAAUGUCAUUGUCUUCUCAUUAGGGAAGGUCAUCAUGUACUAACUGUACUUCCUCCCAGGACAACAUGCACCUAGUAGAGCAGCAAGCCAAGGCCAGGUAUUUGUGGGAAAUGUCUUGAGAGAAAAAGGCUCAGAGGACCUGAUAUUACUCUUCUGCUAAAGUGUUUUUACCUUAGGGCAUUAGCAUGUGGUUGGGACACAAGCCAGCCCCACGUAGAGGCUGCCAGUCUUCGCCAGAGUAGAUCUCAAGAACAGGCAUCUUGUGUUUGUGGCCAUGGCAGGUGCAAGUGUAGCUCCUCUCAACCCCUGCCUUGAGGUCAGGGGGCUGCAGGGUUAUGCCAUGGGGUUUGGUGCUGCUCUGCUUUGGGAGGCCAGGAGCUCCCAGAGAGCCCUCUCUGAGCUCCCUCUCACAGCCCUCUGAGCUCCCAGAGCCCUCUUGCAACUCUCUGAGCUCCCUCUCACAGCUCUCUGAGCUCCUGGAGCCUGUCACAGCUCUCUGAGCUCCCAGAGCCCUCUCACAACUCUGAGCUUCCUCUCACAGCUCUCUGAGCUCCCAGAGAGCCCUUAUUUAUAACCAGCCCUUAUUUAUAAUGUUUGGAAUGAAACGCUCCUUUCCCCACUGCUGCUUACCUCCUAUAGCAGCCCCUUCUUAAGGGAUUGGGAAAAACAUCUCUGAAAGCUAAAAGGGUUUUAAAUCUUGGCCCUGAAGCCAACUUUGAAGCCUCUUUUGAGGAAUGAUAUUCCAUCUUACCCCAAAACCCCUUACUCAGAGUGACUAUACCGGUUGCCUCUCCACAUGGAGCAGAGUGGAGGCCCCAGUGCUGCCACACACUACCUUCCACUCCCUUGAUCCCUGUGGUGCCUUCUGAGGGGCAGCUGCAGAUGGGUGUGGGCUGUUGCUGAAACCUCAGGUGCCUUAUUGAUCCCCAGGGUGGGAUUCCAAGGGCUGGGAGCUCCCCCCAGGUGGGACUGCCCUGGGAGCAGGCGCUGUGCAGUGCCACACAGCCCCCCCACCCCUGAAACCGAGGGGCUCUCUUGAGCCUUGGAAACCAUCUGAAAUGAGGAAGUUUGCUAAGGGCUGUGACUGCUAUUUCUUCCCUUUCUGAGGUUGCUUGAGAUGAGAGGAUGCCUCUCCAGGGAAGAAUAAAUAAUGCAGGGUGAGCUCUCCUUGGGGUUAGGGCUGGGAGGAGAGAGGAAAAGCAAGUCUUGGUUCAUCCCAGGGGUGUCAGUUAAAGGAUGUGACAGCAAAGAACAGAAAAUGAUGUGUUCCAUUAUUGGCCCCAGCCAUUCAUUUAAAAAGUAAAAGCGAGGUUGAUCAGUGGGGCCUGGCUGCACCUGGCUGGCUGCAGUGUGCCAGGGUGUCUGUGCAGCCAAGCACAGUGUGGCCUUUGCUGCAGAGCCUGGAUGGGUUCUCAGGAAUGCACUUUGCUUUCUGUGCAGGGCAAUUGUCCUGUCCCUGUCAGUUCUGUAGGUGGUGAUGUGUGGGGAUGGCAAUGUUCCUGUGAGUCUAUGCAGGAGCUGAUAAAGCAGCCAUGUUUCAACAUCCCUGUUACCUCCUACAGCCCUCCUUGAAGAUGUGAAACAUUUGCUUUUCCCUGCAGCAGUAAGCAGCAAUGUGCUGUUAGUGGUGUUAUGGAUACAAGAGUUGUGGGCUGAGCACCUGGAGGGCUGAGCACCUGGAGGGCUGAGCACCUGGAGGGCUAAGCACCUGGAGGGCUGAGCUCCUGGAGGGCUGAGCUCCUGGAGGGCUGAGCUCCUGGAGGGCUGAUCAUGGCUGUCAGGAGAGGCUGUGGGCUCCAGAGUGGGGAGCAUGUGGCUGUUGCAGUUGCUCCCUUGGCUGUGGGUGCCUUGCACAUGGCUCCCAGCAAGGGCCUGACCCUUUGGCCUGGCUCUCAGGGGCAGAAAGGGAUGUGAAGGCCUCCUGAUACCUCUCCAAAAAUCAUCCCUUUUUCUUAUGAACGAGCUUUUUGAUCUAAAGUAAAGCUGAGCUGCCUCUGGUGGUGCUGACAGUGGUGUCAGGGCUGUCCUGGUUCAAGGACAAGGACCCUGAGCCAUGGCAGUGGCGAAGCAUCAGGGUGGCCUCCAAGGGCAGAGCCCACGGGGGUGCAAAGUUCUGUGUGAGGCCUGGCAGCUCUGAGUAGCUCUGGGUGGCUCUGGGCAGCUCUGAGUAGCUCUAGGCGACUCUAGGCGACUCUGGGCAGCUCUGGGCAGCUCUGGGCAGCUCUGGGCGGCUCUGGGCGGCUCUGGGCAGCUCUGGGUGGCUCUGAGUGGCUCUGGGCGGCUCUGGGCAGCACCGCAGUGACGCACCGGAGCAGACACAACGGUGACUCACUCACAGCCGCCGGACGGGGUUCUCGCAGCUGCAGAGGCAGAUCCUGUCUUUGUUCCUUUCACUUGUGAGGGUUUUUUGUCACACUGCAAUGAGUUGAAAGCGUAUUCGCCGCAGUUUGUGGCUGCUUUUCGCUGCUGCUGUGUGUGUGCCGAGUGUUGCCAGCCGUGCCAAGCCGUGCCGUGCUUCCUGGGCCCAUGGCUGUAACCAUUUCCCCUAACACCCAGCUGCUGGAAUUCUGUAGAGAGGAAUGGAUGGUAUUUUUUUUUAAUGAGGUGAAGCUGGCAAUGAAAUAAAGCUUUGUACUGAGACAAAACCCAA
This is a messenger RNA of Colius striatus (speckled mousebird), 4451 nucleotides long. RefSeq names its product caspase recruitment domain family member 19 (gene CARD19). The transcript has 6 exons. Gene Ontology annotation, cellular component: mitochondrion. Lineage: Eukaryota; Metazoa; Chordata; Aves; Coliiformes; Coliidae. The record is from RefSeq and is a predicted model, not a curated record. The coding region runs from base 155 to 742 and encodes 195 amino acids. Gene Ontology annotation, biological process: regulation of apoptotic process.